AUGCCCCAUCGCCGACCACUUUCCGCGAACGAUCUGUCCAAUACAUCACAGUCGCUUCACCUCUUCAGCCCAAAAACUUCUGUCACAGAGCGCCUUGGAAUUAAAAAUGCACCAGCCAUUCGACCGCAUGCUGCGCUCGAUCUAGUAAUCCGCGAGAAAGACGAUUCUUUACCAAAUAUUGCCCAAAGAAUUGAGAAAAAGCUAUGGAGAUAUAAUUCUUCAGGAAAUGUUGUCGCUCGAUGGUUGCUUGAAAUUAUCAGUUGGAUCAUUGGGGCGCUCUGCAUGGCUGCUAUUGUCGGUAUUCUUUGGAAACUUAACGGUAAGAAGGUGCCUAGGUGGCCAUUGAACACAUAUAUUGCUGUCCUAUCCAAAAUCGCUUCGGCAUCCCUGAUCUUCCCAAUAUCUGAGGCGCUCGGCCAAUUGAAAUGGAGCUGGUUCCGAGGCGAUUCGAAGAGGAUGUGGGAUUUCGAGAUCUUUGAUAAUGCUUCUAGGGGACCAUGGGGCUCAUUUCUCCUCUUAACCCGCACGAAAUGCAAAACUUUUGCAGCUCUUGGAGCAGCCCUGACGUUAGUUUCGCUUACUCUCGAUCCCUUUUUUCAGCAGGUGGUUGAUUUACCUAGUCGUUGGACGUUGCAAGGGAACAGCUCGAUCCCCACGGUUACUAGAUACGAGCCCCAUUUCGGUGACUCGUUCCAGGCUGGAAAGCCGAUUCUCCAACUGGACCAAGACCUCCAAGCGACCGCGUUAAAAUUCUUCUACAACGAAGGCAUGAAGCUAAUUACCCUGGGAAAUGGAACAAGACCUAAUAUACCUCUUUUCUGCCUCACUAGUAACUGUACCUGGCCGCCCUACGAGACGCUUGGAAUUUGCAGCGCCUGCGAAGGCAUCUCCCAAAGCCUUACGUAUGCCUGCCUCACCUCUAGGAUAGAUUGGUUCGGGAAUCUAACGGGAGUCGGCACUGAAUCCAGCUAUCCUAAUGGAACUUCAUGUGGGUACUUCUUAAACGCGACGAGCGACGCUCCGGUUCUUAUGUCGGGGUACAGCGUUGAUGCCGUCAAUCUUUUACCAGGGGAAGCCUUGGUCAUGCGCACUCUGCCACUCGUUGAUCUGACAAGGCGACCACUUGUUUACCGGAACGAAACACCGAUCGCACACGAGUGCAUGCUCUCCUGGUGCGUCCAGACAAUCAUGUCAUCCUACUACUGGGCGAAUUACUCAGAAGGGAUGGCUAAUACCUUCUUCAAUACCACUCCAGGACCUUUUCCCUGGGGAUCUUCUUUUACAAUCAAUAGCACUGCUUUCAACGCCACUCAAAACACUUACCUCUUUAAUACCACUCUUAAUUCGCCGAGCACAGGUAAUAGGAAAUCUUUCUAUGGAGUUUCUCCACUUACUGCCCUGCAAACCAUUCUCAUCUUCGACGAUAUUCUCCCUUCUUUUUUGACGGUCCCCAACGCUUCCGCUAUUCCGAUCUUGAGAAACCAAAUAGGCAUAAGAGGGGGGCCCCGACAGCGAACUCUUGAAUUCGAUCCUUGGAUAGCACCCAACAAUGUUACGCAACAUCUAGAAAGGCUAGCUAGAGCCUUGACUAACGUGAUUCGAUCAUCAACUAGCGCUGAAUCGAUCACUGGGGAGGCAUUUAGUAUGGAAACUUAUGUCUCCGUGCGAUGGGAAUGGCUUCUGAUUCCUCUUGGCGUUCUUUUUUUCAGUUUGAUCUUCCUUGUUGGUACUAUUGUUAAGAGUUCUAGGGAGAUGGAACAGGUUGGCAUUCGAAAAACUUCCGCUCUUGCAACUCUUUUAUACGGUCUUCCAGACGACAUGCAGAAGAAGAUUACUGCCUCCACAGCAGUAGGCACCCCGCGGGCCAAGGCUAAAGAAUUGAAGGUUAAAUUGCUCCCAAAGAUGGGCUGGAGGGUAUCCGGCAAUCUCUUUUCCCCAACGAGGCUUAAUGUUAGACAGAACAUGCCUCCGCCUGGUUGGAUCUGA
This is a messenger RNA of Lindgomyces ingoldianus, 1986 nucleotides long. RefSeq lists its product as uncharacterized. Lineage: Eukaryota; Fungi; Ascomycota; Dothideomycetes; Pleosporales; Lindgomycetaceae. The transcript has 4 exons. Bases 1 to 1986 code for a protein of 661 amino acids. The record is from RefSeq and is a predicted model, not a curated record.